Molecule: messenger RNA, 4538 nt
Organism: Lymnaea stagnalis (great pond snail)
Lineage: Eukaryota; Metazoa; Mollusca; Gastropoda; Lymnaeidae
Source: the annotation of a GenBank genome assembly
ACCCGGAUGCAGCCUUAAAAUAUUUGAUAACCACUUUCGUUUCCGUCUCGAGUGAACACAACAAACCGAAUAGAGACGUUUUCUGUUCAGUUUGGUGUAUUACCGGACGACAAUGUUAGCAUUUUGCCCUGUUUGUUCAAAUGUCUUAAUCGUAGAAGAGGGACAAGAGUGCAUGAGAUUCGCUUGUAACACAUGCCCUUAUGUUCAAAACAUUACGAGAAAGGUAACUCAUUGCUGCUCGCUACCUUUAACAACAGAGUAACAGAGUGUAGUUUGUAGUCUGUACUGUAGUACAGUUAUUAUUAUUAGUAUACUGAGUAUACUUUUAGAUUAUAUGAUUAUAUGGGGCAUAACUAAAAAGUAUUAUUUAUUAGAUUAUUGAUUAUGGUAUUAUUAGUACAUUUUAUUUGAUGAUGAAUUGGUGUAAUAAUAUUUAUAAUCUUAUAAUUAUAACUAUAACUUAUCAGUCAUAUCUAUGUCUAUAUGAUUAAGUAAUUAAGUGUCUACUUUAAUUUUUAAAAAAAUAAGUUUCACUUUAUAUUCUUUGUUACUUUGUAUUUAAAUAAAAAGUUUAGAAAAUCCCUUUGACCUUUGACUUUGUUUAGAUUUUAAAAUUAAAAUGCACUAUGACUAUGAUUAUGGCAUAGUCACUUUUUUAGGGAUACAAAUACAAGACUUAAUACUUAAUAGUCAAAGAAUGGAUCCUGGUAGGGGAAGGAGAAUAGUUAAAAAAUGUGUAGGGUGUGUGGAGUACAGAAAAGGUAGGGGAACCCUGGUUUAAAAGCUUUGAUUCUGAAAAUCAAAGUUAGGCCUGUAAUUUUUGGGGAUAUGCUUGCCUUUGACAGCUGUGAUCUGACUUAAGUGCCUUUAUUAUUAUUAUGAUAUUUAUGUUUCCUUCCCUUUUUACAUUCCUUUUUACAAAAUUUAUUGUGGAUACUGAUGUUAGGCGAUUUCAGUUGCUACUGUGAUAGGUUAUGAUUUCACACAAAAACAAUACACAGCGUCACACAUGCUCAGAUCACAGUUUUAUCUAAUUAAUAAAUACUAAUAGUAUUACUAUUAACGUUUAAUUUUAACUAGGUCUGUGAUUGUGUUAGUUGAAAGUGUGCAAUGUAAUGAGCCACUUCUCUACAUCUGUAACGUCUACUAAUAAGGAAUGAUUAAUGAUUAUAUUAUUUAACUUUGAGUUGUAAUUUAUUACUUACCUCUAAUGAAACUUGAAUUUUAGAGUCUAAAUGUUAGAAAUAAAACUAGAAAGUACUUCCUAGCAAAAUCAGGUUUAAAAACGUCUUAAAAACUGUCAUAUUGUCAUACUAAACAAGACAGAUACCAGUACGUUUCUACCGAAACCAUGGCAGGUAUGGACAUGGAACAAAUUUAUUGUGACAAUUUUUUUUUAUGGACUACUGAUUAAUUUCUACCGAUUUCUCAAUGAAGUCACUGUGUCUAACAUUUAAAAAAAACUUAAGUUAUUUGGUAAGUACUGGACCAAAAUAUAUCUUUAUUGUUUUAUUUGAGAUUUCCUUUACUUUGAUAAAAAUUAACAGUGAACGCUGUUUCGAUGUACCAGUCACUAUUCAGCCAGAAAAUUACAAUUCUAUUCCAUAGUUACCUGUAAUUUUUGCAUUUUAUGACAUUUCAGAUCUCCCACAAAGUCUAUCCAAAAUUAAAAGAAGUUGAUGAUGUCUUGGGAGGGGCUGCAGCCUGGGAGAAUGUAGAUUCAACAGAAGGUGAGUAGGAAUGCAUUUGUCAACAUAUUUUUGAGUACAAAACAAAUCAAAGAAAGGAUUUUGUUUUUAUGAUUAAUCUAAUUUUUUGGAUUGGUUGGUUUUUGGGGUGGGGGGGACAGGGUGGUGGAGGAGAUGAGGGGAUUGUUGUCAUUUAUUGGCUUCCUUAGCAUUGUGAAAAAAGAUUACAGAUAAUUUUAAAGUAAAAACUAAACUAAAAGUUUUUUAGAUUUCAUGAGAUGCUUCCCUGGAGACAAUUUUCUGUUGGAUUCUUCCAUGCUCAGCAGUGUUUUAUUCUCUCUGUAAUCAGCCCAGUUUUCAUCAAAAGUGUCUCAACAUCUUCCCUUUGAUGAUCCCUGUCUUAGGGAAAGUUUACAACAUGUGUUGUUUCCCCUAAUUUUUCUUUUCUCCCCCUAAUGCUAUAACUUGAAAUGUAUGGAGAUUUCUGAGUUAACCAACAGCACUCUACAUUACAUUUCAUGACAAGUAUUUUCAAGAUUUUCUGAUGAUCCUGUCUCUCCAACCCUCCCCAAGCAAAUCAAGUCACCCCCUCCCCCCAAAAAAAAAUGGUUCCCUUGUGGUUUAAUUUGCCAUUAGGUUAAUGCAGCACUGAUUGAAGUCUCUCAGCAGAAACAUCCAUUUUUUUUUUGGUUGUGUCUUUCUUAAGGUUUCCCCUUACCAUGCAUGUUAUAUUUCAUGAAUUUAAGAUUAACUAGAUUUGAUGAUGCUUAAUGCAAAUGUUCUUCUCUUCUAUUUCCAGUGACUUGUCCCAAAUGUGAUCACAAAAGAGCUUUCUUCAUGCAGAUUCAGACCAGAUCUGCUGAUGAACCUAUGACAACAUUUUACAAAUGCUGCAACAUGGCAUGUGGCCACAGGUGGAGAGAAUAAACUUGGUGAAAUUAGUGAUUGUUUGUGGUUGGUUGGUGUAUGUGAAAAACUUUAAUUGUGUGGAUCCAUCAUGCAAACACGAGCUUAUUAGAUAAAAAGUCUACUUGGGUCUUCCUCUUCAAAAACCUUCUUUUAAUUGGAUUGUAAAACUGACAGAGUUAUGAUAUUAAUGUUGGAAUUUCUGGUAGUGGAAUUAGAUGUUGUUGUAACAAGACAGAUAAUUGUCUGUUACAUUGCCAUGUUUGCCCGUCACACCCCCACUCCCCCCAAUCCCCUAAGCACUUGACUGCUAACCAGAGAUCUCCUCAUAUGCUGAUCCUGUCUCUCCAACCCUCCCCACUUUUGUCUCAUCUACUGUCAGUGACCACAUUUUGUUUUGUGCACCUUAUCCAUGAGUGUUUAUUUGGGAGAUGUAAAAUAUUUGUGAAAAUAUGGCUGAGAAGCACAUCUCAAUGAACGGACAAGGCGUUCAUAAACUAGCCCUUCAGAUAAUUGUUAUUAAAAAAAGGGGUUAACUCAUGUGAGAGUGCCUGGUUGAAAUGAAUAAGCUCCUUAUUUAAUGGCAAUGUAGGUGUGUAAUGUAAAUAAUUUCUUUAAUAAUUUAUAAUUAUAAUAUUAUAUGGAGGAAUAAGAAUAGAAUUUAGAGUGCUGUUUUUAUUUGAUGAGUUUUGUGGUAAAAAUAAAACCAAAAUUUCAAGAUUUAGGAGUCAUGCUAAGACUUACUGAAACUGCUGUUUGUGUUUAAAUUAUUCUAGUUGCUUUUAAGUGGGACGGACAGACUGACAGUAAAUUAUGAUAAAGUAUGUAGUUAUUAAUUUAGUGGAGAGACUGGCAGUAAAUUACGAUAAAGUUUGUAGUUAUUAAUUUAGUGGAGAGACUGGCAGUAAAUAAUUAUAAAGUAUGUAGUUAUUAAUUUAGUGGAGAGACUGGCAGUAAAUUAUGAUAAAGUAUGUAGUUAUUCAUUUAGUGGAGAGACUGGCAGUAAAUUAUGAUAAAGUAUGUAGUUAUUCAUUUAGUGGACAGACUGGCAGUAAAUUAUGAUAAAGUAUGUAGUUAUUAAUUUAGUGGAGAGACUGGCAGUAAAUUAUGAUAAAGUAUGUAGUUAUUAAUUUAGUGGAGAGACUGGCGGUAAAUUAUGAUAAAGUAUGUAGUUAUUAAUUUAGUAGACAGACUGGCAGUAAAUUAUGAUAAAGUAUGUAGUUAUUAAUUUAGGGGAGAGACUGGCGGUAAAUUAUGAUAAAGUAUGUAGUUAUUAAUUUAGUGGACAGACUGGCAGUAAAUUAUGAUAAAUUCUAUAGUUAUAAGUUUGUGCACUGAAUAAAUAAGGAGUGCCUUAAUUAUCCAUUCUACCUUAGUAUUUAUGGAUAUGCAAAUAUAUUUAUGUUUUAAUCCUUUUGUCAGUUGUAUGUUCAUCCUUAUGUUUAUUGUAAGUCCAUGUAUGAAGUCAAGAAUGUCAAUUUUUACAUGCUGCCAUUUUGUAUGUUCAUCCUUAUGUUUAUUGUAAAUCCAUGUUUGAAGUCAAGAAUGUCAAUUUUUACAUGCUGCCAUUUUGUAUGUUCAUCCUUAUGUUUAUUGUAAAUCCAUGUAUGAAGUCAAGAAUGUCAAUUUUUACAUGCUGCCAAUGGCUUUGUGUGUUUGGAUCAUUCUGAAAUUAUGAUUUGAGAAACUAAGCCAUUUGAAAGAAAGACUUGGAGCAUGAGAGAGAGAGCGAGAGAUGGUGUGAGAACAGUGUAGUCUAGUGGGUGCUUCUUUUUUGCAAUGAACAUGAAGCAAUAGAUUUGAUUAAUGAAUGAAAAGUGCGCAGAAGAUGAAGUGUAGGAUGGCGUGAGAAGAGAGAGAGAGAGAGAGAGAGAGUCAGUGGACAUUUUCAAUGCGUGUAAGACAGUGUGCAAGUUGUUCUUUUUUUUUUUUUUUCGUUUGUGG